Messenger RNA from Mercenaria mercenaria, 1476 nucleotides. RefSeq lists its product as uncharacterized. Gene Ontology annotation, molecular function: catalytic activity. NCBI's taxonomy places the organism in Eukaryota, Metazoa, Mollusca, Bivalvia, Venerida, Veneridae. Bases 1 to 1476 code for a protein of 491 amino acids. The transcript is spliced from 2 exons. The record is from RefSeq and is a predicted model, not a curated record.
AUGGUAGGGACAGGCAGCACAUACGAAAAACUCUCCGAUUCUCGGCUUGUCUGGUUGUGUUUGCGCUGUGGCCUCCCUAACUAUUCUGGACGUCUGAUGGACUCGUUGAAUACUCUAGCAGAUACCAACAGCUUUUCUGUUACAGAACAGCAUUCCUCUAAUAUCACACCUGACCAUCACAUAUCAGAUCCCAAAAACAUCUCGGAACAUACUAAAUCACCAAACAGAUCAUACCAGCAUAUGAAACCUAAAUUUACAUCAACGCCUAAAAAUACUAAAACCAUACCACAACCUUGUGAAAAAGCUAAAACAAAUGAUAACAGUAUCCCAUAUAAAGUUAACACAGGAAAAGUUAAUGAUGAACGUGUAACCAUUUUGAAUAUAAAUUGCAGAUCUAUAAGAAAUAAAAUUCCAGAAUUUCACCUUCUAUUAGACCAGAUAAAACCUGAUGUCAUCGCGUUCACUGAAACAUGGUUGAAACCAGAUAUUUCUUCUUCUGAAAUUUUUCCCGAAGAUAACCAAUUUCAAGUUUUUAGAGAUGAUAGAACCAGUGGUAAAGGGGGUGGUGUAAUGUUAGCUGUUUCCAAUAGAUUUGUUUGUGAGGAACAACCUGACUUAAAGACUGAUCCAGAUUGUAACAUAGUAUGGACAAAAUUAAACAUUCCAGGGGUCAAAACUAUCUACUUAUCAGCAUUUUACAAACCGCAUGAAAAUGAUCAAAAUAGCCUGUUGUCCCUGUGGAACUCUCUACAGAAUGUACCUAGAAAUAGUAUAGUUUGGAUACUAGGCGAUUUAAACAUGCCUGAUAUAGAUUGGACGUCUGGUACAGUUAGGGAUUCUUGUAAAUUUAAAUCAUUAUAUGAACAAUUUUUGGAAAAUCUUACAAAUUUCAACCUGGAUCAGGUAGUAAAAGAACCCACAAGAGAAAACAAUGUUCUUGAUCUAUUCUUGACAAAUCAACCUUCUCAAGUUCAUUCUACCAAAAUAUUACCCAGUCUUGGAUCGUCAGAUCAUAAUACAGUCUUUCAUGAAAUGAACAUUAAAACUGGUAGACCUCGUCAAGUAAAACGUGAAAUCAAACAAUUUAAAAAAGCUAACUGGGAUUCAUUCAAGUCUGAUCUCAAUGAAUACUUUAAAAAUGUUUUUGUUAAACAUUCAUCUAAUGACCCAAACAUACUGUGGGAAAAAUUUAAAAAUAAAGUCGAUGAGCUAUCAAGUAAAUACAUACCAACUAAAAUGACUAAACCCAGAAGUGAUCUUCCCUGGGUAACAAAAAAGAUCAUCAAAAGGAUACAUAAAAGAGAUAAACUACACACUAAAUGUAAAAACGCUAAAGGAAAAGAACAUUAUAGCAAAAUGAGACAGCGACUUACUAUUCUUAAAGCCACCAUUCAAAGAGAAAUACGCAAAUCAUACUGGGAAUAUUUAGAAUCGGUAAUCUUUUCUAAUGACUCAGAGACUGGAUCUGAAUCCUAA